Molecule: messenger RNA, 1128 nt
Organism: Panicum virgatum (switchgrass)
Lineage: Eukaryota; Viridiplantae; Streptophyta; Magnoliopsida; Poales; Poaceae
Product: GDSL esterase/lipase At1g28600-like
Exons: 4
Coding region: 1-1128 (375 amino acids)
Molecular function (GO): hydrolase activity, acting on ester bonds
Source: RefSeq, a predicted model, not a curated record
AUGAGGAGUUCCAUCAUCGCCGCCGUGCUGCUCGUCCUCGCCUCGUUCCGGCUCGACGGCGCGGACGCCGGCAACGGGACCAAGCCCUUCUUCACCGCCAUAUUCAGCUUCGGCAACUCCUACGCUGACACCGGCAACUUCGUCAGGCUGGCCGCGCCCAUCAUCCCCGUCAUUCCUUUCAACAACCUCCCCUACGGCGAGACCUUCUUCCACAAGCCUACCGCCCGGGCGAGCAACGGCCGCAUCAUCCUCGACUUCAUCGCCGAAGCUUUUGGUCUGCCGUUCGUGCCGCCGUCCCUGGACAAGACGCAGAACUUCAGCAAGGGCGCGAACUUCGCCGUGGUGGGGGCGACUGCCCUGGACCUGUCCUACUUCAUGGAGCGCAACAUCACCUCCGUCCCCCCGUUCAACACCUCCUUCGGCGUCCAGGUCGGGUGGUUCGAGCAGCUCAAGCCGUCGCUCUGCAACACCGCCGCCGCCAAGGAAUGCAAAGACUAUCUGAACAAGUCUCUCUUCGUCAUGGGCGAGUUCGGAGGGAACGACUACGUCUUCCUCCUGGCCGCCAACAAGACCCUGGUGCAGAUCAGGACCUACGUUCCUGCCGUCGUCAAGGCCAUUGCCGACGGGGUCGAGAGGCUGAUCAAGCUGGGCGCGAAGCGCAUCGUGGUGCCGGGGAACCUGCGGACGGGCUGCAUCCCGAUCAUCCUGACGCUGUACGCGAGCCCCAACAAGAGAGACUACGACAGGUACGGGUGCCUCCGCAAGUUCAACGACCUGGCGCGCUACCACAACACCCUCCUCCGGCGCGAGGUCCGGGCUCUCCGGGCCAAGCACCCGGGCACCAAGAUCGCCUACGCCGACUACGCCCGGCCCGUCGUCGGAUUCCUCAAGAACCCGGCAAACUUCGGUUUCGACGGCAGCACGGCGCUUGUGGCGUGCUGCGGCGCCGGCGGCCGGUACAACUACAACGCCACGGCGGCGUGCGGGCUCCCCGGCGCGACGGCGUGCGCGGACCCGUCGAGGGCGGUGAACUGGGAUGGCACCCACCUCACGGAGGCGGCGUACAGGAGCAUAGCCGGCGGAUGGCUGCGGGGCCUGCUCGUGGGUCUCGCGCGUUGUCGCACGUGA